Messenger RNA from Sardina pilchardus (European sardine), 5654 nucleotides. RefSeq names its product cyclin-dependent kinase-like 5. Bases 259 to 3471 code for a protein of 1070 amino acids. NCBI's taxonomy places the organism in Eukaryota, Metazoa, Chordata, Actinopteri, Clupeiformes, Clupeidae. Gene Ontology annotation, molecular function: protein kinase activity; ATP binding. Gene Ontology annotation, biological process: protein phosphorylation; positive regulation of axon extension; regulation of dendrite development. The transcript has 20 exons. The record is from RefSeq and is a predicted model, not a curated record. Gene Ontology annotation, cellular component: nucleus; dendrite cytoplasm.
CUGCAAUGAAAAUAUCAGCAGAGGAGGAUGCGAGUGGGUGCAGUUUAUUAAUUAGCAACAUUUGACCGAUGGUGGGUGCCUGUGGGGAGAAUGUGGCGUGUGCCGAGUCCCACACCCUCUGGAUCACUCCCAGGACCAUGCGCCUGGGCUGCCCCAUGACCUGCUGUAACCAGGCUGCACGUCCACUAUCUCCCCGCUAACAAGCUUGCACCCCUGUGGCCUUUCAACUCCAGGAAGUCUCCUGCCAUCGGUGAUGUGAUGAAUAAAUUUGAAGUCCUUGGAAUCGUGGGUGAAGGAGCCUACGGUGUCGUCCUGAAGUGUCGACACAAGGACACAAAUGAAAUUGUGGCCAUUAAGAAGUUCAAGGACAGCGAGGAGAAUGAAGAGGUCAAGGAGACGACCCUUCGGGAGCUGAAGAUGCUCCGCACGCUGAAGCAGGAGAACAUCGUGGAGCUGAAGGAGGCCUUCCGCCGACGGGGAAAGCUCUAUCUGGUCUUUGAGUACGUGGAGAAGAACAUGCUGGAGCUGCUGGAGGAGUUUCCGAAUGGCGCUCCCCCAGAGAAAGUGCGGAACUACAUCUACCAGUUAAUCAAAGCAAUCCACUGGUGUCAUAAGAAUGACAUCGUGCACAGAGACAUCAAGCCAGAGAACCUCCUCAUCAGCUCAGAUGACGUGCUCAAGCUGUGUGACUUUGGCUUUGCCCGUAACCUGUCAGAGGGGAAUGAUGCCAACUACACCGAGUAUGUGGCCACCAGAUGGUACCGCUCACCGGAGCUGCUUCUGGGCGCCCCCUAUGGGAAGGCGGUGGACAUGUGGUCGGUGGGCUGCAUCCUGGGCGAGUUGAGCGACGGUCAGCCUCUGUUCCCGGGCGAGAGCGAGAUCGACCAGCUCUACACCAUCCAGAAGGUGCUGGGCCCGCUGCCCCCCGAGCAGAUGAAGCUCUUCUACAACAACCCUCGCUUCCACGGCCUGAGGUUCCCCACAGUAAACCAUCCCCAGACUCUGGAAAGAAGAUAUUUGGGCAUCCUCAAUACCGUCUUGCUGGACCUGAUGAAGAACCUACUGCUGCUGAACCCCAAUGAGCGUUUUCUGACGGAGCAGAGCCUCAACCACCAAGCCUUCCAGAACCAGCGCGUUGGCGAGCGGCCCGGUCCCCUCACGCCCACCCCUGUUCGCUCCUCCAAGAGGAAGCCACACCAUGACAACACUGCCUCCAGCAGAAGUCACGGAUCGAAGAGUUCUGGUCACCACCGCUCCAACAGCCGGGACUGCUCCAGCCUGCCGCGCCACGAGGACUUGCACCCGCCGGGCAGCUCGGAGGCGUUCCUGAACGGCAACGUGCUGCCCUCGGCCCCCUCCACCAGCCUCAGCCCCACACUGCACCCCAAGAGCUACCAGCCGCAGAGUCUCAACCGCUCGGCCUCCUGCGGCAAAGACCUGGCCAUGUCCAACCACAGCAACCUGCCUCACAUGCUCCAAGGCCCCAAGGACCCGGACUUUGACCUUGGCCCGGGCCCCGGCAAGCCUGCUGACGGACCCGGGGCCAAGUACCUCAAGUCCACGGGCUCGCGCUCGCAGAACCGCCACUCGUUUGUGGAGGGCAAGACCGGCACGUUGCAGGGGGACCGCGAAAAGCACGGUCGUCACGGCUACGGGGAAGCGCUGUCCUCUUCGGGCGACAGGAAAUCCUCGUCGUUCCUGAGUUUCUCCAAGAGCCACGGCAUGCUCAGCGACGCCAAGUCCGUCGGCAACCUGAGCGACCCGCGCCUGAUCCCGGACGAGCCCCCACCCAGCCGCUACUUCCCCGCCAGCUGCCUGGACCUGCACCAGGGCCUGACCGCGCCCGGCAGCCCUUCCAUGCGCCACAACGACCGCUCCGGACACAGCCCGGCCGCCGCCUCCACGUCCUCGUCCUCCCGCAAGGGCGAGCGGGAGGGCGGGACGUUAGACUCGUCCUUCCGCCGCUCGUCGUCGCGCCACAAGAGCCAGCAGCAGCAGCAGCAGCAGGAGUUGGACUCCAAAUCCCCCGACGGCCUGGACCCCGGAGGAGGUGGCAGGAGCCACGGUCACUCCCUCUCGGCACCCCACGAGGCUGCAUUCCCCUACGGCCUGGGCUACACCAGCCCUUUCUCCUCCCAGCAGCGGCCCCACCGCCACUCCAUGUACGUGCGGCGCGAGCGAGGCCGGCCCCAUGGCACGGACAGCGGCCUGGCGGUUGGGCAGGGCAUGCCAGUCCGCGCCAGCAGCCUGCAGCUGCUCUCGCCUCAGCUGCAACACCGCACACUGCCCCGCCAUAUGGGCAGCUCCGUCUCCAGAGAGGACCUGGGUGAAGACAUGGGCAGGAGCGAGCCGCCGCUCGCCUCCGACGCACCCCACUCGCGGCCCCUGAUCAGGGACUCCACGCGGGACAACACCACCCCCUCCUUUCACGCCCCGCGCCAGAAGAGCGAGGUGGGCAUGUACCACGAGCAGCACCCCGAGGACACCGGCUCCUCGAAGGAGAACCGCAUGAUCUACAGCGAGUCCAUGCCCCGCAGGGUGGGAAGCUUCUACAGGGUGCCCUCUCCUCGACCCGACAACUCCUUUCAUGACAGCGGGAACCAGAAUCGCGGGUCGGGGUUGACCGGAGGAGACAGCAGCUCCAUGAGCAACCACGCCAAACGCCAGCCUGCCUUUGACCCCUGGACGGGACCGGAGGCUGUCAGCAUGAACGCCCCUGAGCCAUCCAAAGAGAAAGAGAAGCAGGGCUUCUUCAGAGCAAUAAAGAAGAAGAAGAAGAAGUCCCAGACGGCCGACGUCGUAGACGGACGGAGUCCCAUCAUCAAGAAAUGUCUUUUCCCCCUGUUUAACUCAAAGAGUCACUUAAAGCAUAACUCCUCUAUGAAAGUGCUCCCUGUAGUGUCUUCACCGAUGGUCCCGACUGAUGGACCGGAUCCUGUGGUCAUGCAGAAGUCAGUCAGGUCAUCCUCGCACCAAAGCAGCCGUCAUCGGAACCGGACGCGAGACCGCGAUCGGGAUCGCAACCUGGACCAAGAUGAGUGGAACAUUGAGAAGAUGACAGAACCUCCUCCUCAGAAUCAGCCUCUCAGGUCCCUGAGGAAGCUCCUGCAUCUGUCCAGCUCCUCGUCCAACCAGACUGUGCCCUCCGAACUGCGCUUCCAGGCACUGCCCAACCCGCCCUCCUCCAAGAGCGGGGGCUUCGCAGAGGCCCGCAGUGGCCACCAGGGGGGAGGUGGGGGAGGAGGAGGCGUCAGCGUGGGGGUCUCGUCGCAGUCCAAGAGCCGGCAGGCCGUCUACCCGCUCCCGGGGCAGCUGGAGUCCAGCUGGCACGCUUCGGCCCUGGGCCGCGCCGACGGGAACCCCUACCCCGACCAACUGGCCGCCCAGGGAGGCCAGAACGGCCACGGCUUCGGCCGGCCCCCUCGCUCGCGGAUGCCAAACCUCAACGACCUGAAAGAAACAGCUCUUUAAGGGACAGAGCCAUUAUCUUACUCUCCCCACAGUGACCCCUGCUGUCUUGGAUGACCAUGACAGUAUCCUAUAGAUUGCCUCUGAGCCACUGGUGGUAUUGGGAAGCACUCAUGCAGGGAAAUGGUGGGUCUAAUCAAUGUCUUAAUUUUUUUUAAGCUUCCAUAUUUGAUAGAAUUUGUAAUAUUAUUUAUGUAUUAUUCUUAUUAUAAUUUUUGUUAUAAAAAUAAAUAUGAUACAGAUUAUGAAUAUAUGUACAUGGCAAUCUAAGAUGUAUAGUAUAAUUGUGAAAGCUUUAGUUUCUACAUACAUAAUAGAGAGAAAUAUUGCAUUAUCCUGCAUUAUAGUUAUAUAUUUCAUUAAGAGUAUUUAAUGGUAUGUGUAUGCAGUAUUUAAGUUUAUGAGACAUUAUCACCAGAAAUAUACAUACUUUGUGUUCUAGUCUGGCCUGUGCUCACUUCUGGGCAGAUUAAGGCGGUCUGUCUGUAGAUGUCCUCCCCCAGACUGGUCAUCCAAACCGACCAUGCGCUCUCCCUCUUACUGAGAACCCGUUCUUUUGAUUAUGACGCACAGCCACAUGUACUGUGCUGGUUUGAUUUUCUAAAUUUGUGUGUAGGGCAGCCAUUAAUGAGAACAUAUCAAGGUCAUCCUCUGCGUUUUCUACCUGAUGUUCCAGUGAUGCAGGAGUGGUGCUGUUGCAUUCUAGAGCCACCCUUUGGCCAAAAAUUGUAAUUGCAAGAUAAAGUAUCAUCCUCCCAUUGUUGAGAGAUAUUUUAGUCCGUAAUACCAUUCGAAUGUGUCCCUAGUCAUCACUGUGGUUUCAUUUGUCUUACGUCCACACGUCAUAGAUAUGUAAGAUACAGAGAUAUAUUAUUGUAUUUUUAAGAUGAUAAGAGCUAUGAAUUAUACGUGCUAAUAAGAUUAUCUGUAUAAUGGAUCCAAGUUAUUAUUCUGUUGUAAAGCAAUCAGAUGGUAUUUAAACAUAUGACAAAAAGUAUGAGAAUAUUAACAAAUUUAUAGCUAGGCAAUUUGUAAAUUCUAUCAACCUUAAAAUUGUAAAGGGCGCUGCUACAGAGAUAGAUGCUCAUAAUUUGUGUUUAUUUUGUAAUAUCUUAGACAUCUGGGAUGGCAUUCCCCAAAUUUAGAGUACCGUAACACAUUUGAUCACAAGAGCUCGCUUUUUUCUGUACUAGUCCCACUUAGUUUAUUUGAGACCAGCAGAAUGCCUACCAGUUACCAACAGUGAUGGUCACAACAGAUCCCUUAGGCAGGGCUUUUUCUUACGUCUCUGGUCAGGUUUACAGCAGCUCAUGCUGAGAGGAAGUUAGGUACAGCAGUUAUCCCACCAGCGUGCUAAAGCCUUUAGCAUCAUAUCAGUCUGUGGCCGAGGGCAUCCGCAGUCAGAUGGAAGGACUCUGCACCUGGAAUGGAGUUAUCCCAAUGGUUAAGUUCUAAAAACAAACAAACAAACAAACAAACAAACAAGCAAAACAAAGGCUACACAGUGUAGCCUGGCAAAAACAACAAAUCUCACUUUGUGAUCCUUAAUAGUGCACUUUACAUGAACAUGCUCAGAUAAUGGACUUUUCCAUCCCUCCCAGUCUGUGGUCAGAGCUCAGCUGAGUGUGUGAUGAUUAUCUAUCAAAAAAGGGUGUUUGGGGGUUUGGUGUGUGUGUGUGUGGGGAGGGGGGGUCUCUCAUAGCCAGAUCCCAUGGCUAUCUGCAAUCAAACUUUUGUAUUGUAUUUUUUUGUCUGGUAUAGAACAUAAUCAGUAUACAUAUAGUAUAUCCCAGAUCAACUUCAAAAAAAUGUGAUGACAGUACAUACUGCAAAACCACCCGUCACUGACUUUACGUAAUGGAAUGAAUGUUUUAUUUGGGAUUUUAAAACAUGUAUUAUAUUAAUACCAAUGUGAGAACAUGUAUUUGGUAAUAUUUAUAAAAAUGAUUUAUCCACAAUGAAAUGAAAACAGGUAUUGAAACCUUUGUUGUUUUAUUAUAUGAAGACACAGACAUGACCUAGUAGCAUACCGGUAGAUUUUUAACGUACAGUAUGGUCUGUUGCAACAGUUCCCUUGUUUUCAUUGGUAUAUUAUCAGCAACCUGGCUAUACAGCAAUGUUUAUAUUUACAUCUGUUACUGACAGUGACUCUCAAUAAAACCUGCAAUAUAUAGUACUGACCCAGA